Molecule: messenger RNA, 983 nt
Organism: Eucalyptus grandis
Lineage: Eukaryota; Viridiplantae; Streptophyta; Magnoliopsida; Myrtales; Myrtaceae
Exons: 2
Coding region: 107-832 (241 amino acids)
Source: RefSeq, a predicted model, not a curated record
GUCGAGUAGACUUCAAUCUACUUCAGGAAGCUCUUGCCUAUGCAGUCAUCAUUGUUUUUAACAACACCGCACGACGAUCUAACCGAUCUGUUCUCAGAAGAGCUCAAUGGAAGAACUCAGGGCUGCUGCGAAAGUGCACUACCGCGAUAACGCUGUCUUCAAGAGGGCCAUCCAAACGAUCAAUGACCGCAUCGAGUUUUCGUUUGAAGACCGGGUGAAUUACGAAACUUUUGUGACCCUGAUUGAGGAGAGGUCACGGCGCUGCACUUCCAAGGCCCUGUUCCGCCAGCUGGACAGGGGCGAGAAGGGCCAUCUUGACCGCGACGACGUACGCAUACUGUACUAUCUGAUGGACACGAGAGGCGACUGCUCUUGCUGCGGUGACAUCCUGAGGAGUGUGUACUAUACCUGCCUUCCCUGCUUCGACAACUGCAAGUCGCCAAACAACCCGACUUUCAACGUCUGCAUUGCUUGUUACCGCGACAAGGCCUUCAAGCACCCGCAACACAAUGUUUUCGUGGACAAUUACGAGUUGCUGCUAAAGAGGAGAUUUCAGCAGUUGAACUGGGAGGAACUCCGACAAUCAGCGGUGCAAGGCGCUGCGACUGGGUUGUUAUUUGGAGCGAUAAAAGAAGGGUUCAAUGAGAGGGAGGCAAUAGCUGAUGGACUAACAGAAACGUUUGGUGAGCUCCUGAACCAAGCUCCGGAGGCUGGCGUGAGCGAACUCUCCGGCUUCGACCCCAGCAGCGGCUUAGUGCAGGAAGCAAGCUCUGAGGCCGGGAAUGGAGUGCUUGACGCCUUCGGGGAUUUUAUCGUCUCAAUGUUUAAUUAGGAUACUCACAUCUGGCUUCUCCUCCUUGGAGACUAUCGUUUUUUUUCUUCGAAUAACUGUUUCCUCGAACUUUCUCGGUUAAAACAAUGUAAUUGGCAAGUCUGAACUCUUUAUUCUACCUUGACACUUUUGCAUGAUAAAUAGAGAAUUC